This is a messenger RNA of Raphanus sativus (radish), 2259 nucleotides long. Its product is annotated as WEB family protein At3g02930, chloroplastic-like. The transcript has 2 exons. Gene Ontology annotation, molecular function: protein binding. The record is from RefSeq and is a predicted model, not a curated record. Lineage: Eukaryota; Viridiplantae; Streptophyta; Magnoliopsida; Brassicales; Brassicaceae. Gene Ontology annotation, biological process: reciprocal meiotic recombination. Bases 1 to 2259 code for a protein of 752 amino acids.
AUGACUUUUGAUAUGGUUCUUGAUGAUGCUGAUAUUGCUGGAAGGGUUCGUACUGGUUAUUUGAAGCAAGAGAGCCUACAAAAAGAGCUGAAGCGGGCGAGCCUGAAGUUAACUUCACAAGCCAGAGAGAUUAAAGAGUUAAAACAUAAGCUUUGGGAAAGAUACGAGAAACUUCCUGAUAUGCAGUCGUACUUUCACUUCAGAGAAGGAGAGACGGAUCGAACGCGUGUUGAGUUUUCAAUCAAAACCAAGAAGGUUUUCAUGGUGGUUUCUGAAUUUGAAAACAAACCACAGCUAUUGAGCCAAGCUAACGAGAUCAUUAAGAGACAAGCAUAUGAUAUAAAUACACUUCAGAGAGCACUGAUCAAGGAGAAGGAAGAAGAGAUAGAAUUUUAUAUCGUGGCAGAGUCCAUUAAUUGUCAAAAGGAUACUUUCUCAAUGUAUCUCAGAGGCGAACUUGAUAACAUCCAGGAGGAAAUGGAUGCAUUAAGGGAUCUGCACAGAUGGAAGCUCGACGACAACGGUGUCGAGAAUCUCCUUAACAAGAUGAAGAGGCGUGAGGUCAACGCCCAGUCAACGAGUCGUUCUGAGUCAACUCAGUUGCAGAUCUUCGUGAGGAUGAUUUAUGGAGGGAAAACAAUAGUGAUCUACACCAACAAGAACAACACAGUGGAGCAGCUCCACCACAGAAUCGAGCCAAAGGUAAAGGUUCCAGUGAAGGAGCAGCUUGUUAUCUACAAAGGAGAACGCCGCGAUAUCAUGUACGCAGUCUCUCGAAUGCUCAGGGGCGAUUGGAUUUGUCCUCGUAACAAGCUUUAUGUGUCGUAUCGGAACAUCUUGGGAUCUUUGCUGGACCUAUUUUUGGGUAUUGAGACGCAGAAAAGAGAGCUUAGCGUACAUGGAUGCACAAGGAACAGUAUCAAUGAUCUUGUAAGCAUCGUGAGGGACCUGAAGUAUGCGAGAAGCUUUGAAACAGAUACAGAUGUUAAAAAACGAGAUAAGAUCAUUGAGAAACUUUAUGCUGAGAUAGAAGUUUUGAAGAUGGCAAAGUCUCAUCCCCACGGAUCUGCUGACCAGUUGUGCAACAAAGCCAUAGAACUGCAGGAACAGUUAGAGGAAGCCAACAUGAUGAAGAGAUCUGGCUCGGACUCUCUGGUUUCUUUGACGAAACAGCUAGAAGGAAGAAGUAAAAGAUUGCACGCUGUGGUGUCUGAGAUGACUGAACUCAAAGAUAAGGCAAAGUUAAUGGCGAUGGCGGGGCUUAGGCAAAGCGAAGAUCUUUAUAAAUCAGAACAACUGUUAGAGACUGCUGAAGAAUUAUUAUCUAAGGAUGAGAAAGAGGCAAUAAAAAUGAAGAGUGAGCUUGAAACUGUUAAAGAGGAGAAGAAACAGGGUUUAAAGAAAAAUCAAAUUCUUAUGGAAGAGAAGAAUAAAAUCAGGUCGAAAGUGGAAGAGGAGAAGAGCGAGAUAUCUAUGCAGAUUUUAGCUUCAGCGUUACACCAAGCGUCGAGUGAAUCACGCGUGUUGAAAGAAGAGUUGUUGAGCCUAGGUGGUCAGGAUUACGAGAUGCAAGUAGAACAUUACAAGAACAGGAUUGAAGUCACGCAAGUCAGUGAGGUGAAACAAAUCAAGAUGAGAGAGACUGGUCUGUUUAAUCACGUGAAGAAGUUUGAUGAAGAAGUUUGUAAAAUGAGAAGAGAAACAAACAGGUUAGGUAAUUUGGUGAAAAGGGCCCAUGAAGAAACUGAUGGAGCAUUGAAGAAAGAGUCUCUGUUGAGAGAUGAUCUCAAAGAAGUGGAAGAUGAUGUGAUUUGUCUUCAGGAAGCUCUCAGAGAAGCAAGAGCUGAAAGCUUGAAAUUGAAUUCGAAAAUGCUGGACAAAGAAACUGAGUUUAAAAGCAUUCUUCAUGAUAAUGAUUUGCUUAGAGUAAAAGAGAAUGAUGACAAGAGCAAGAGAGCGACAGGACAUAUCUUUUAUGUUGGUGAAAGUCUAAUUAGGUGGUGUUCGAGUAAACAAGAGAAUGUUGUGGUAUCGUCGUGUGAAACUGAAAACAUGGCAGGGAUUGAAGCCAUGAAACAUGCUAUAUUGUUUCAAGAAUUACAUCGGCUUAUACCCGAGAGUGAAAAUAGAGUCGACGUCUUGAUGAAAGAGUUUGGGAAAUUGAAGCUCAAGAAGAUGAGAGGCAUUAUCAAAAGUUUGUUUCGAAUGGAUUUCAAGCUUAAGGGGGAGAUUGUUGGAGUAAGCUUGAAGUUAGCUUGA